ACGUCCAACAAUGGAUCGACAUUUUAGGAGAUUAAAUCUUUGUAUAAUAUUUUUAACAAUUCUAAGUAAUUAUAUGAUAAAACCUGAUACUUAUAACGUUAAGAUCGGAACGGAACAACACAUUAAUUUGGUCGACAGUAAUUUCCUCAGUUUCACGAUCGACCCGAAGUAUUUGCUUUCAUCAAGUGAAAAAUACAAUAAGAAAGAAUGCAUCUGCAUGGCAUCAGCAUUAACUCCAGCGUACAUUCGCAUUGCGGGUCCAUCUACUUCACACAUGACGUUUAAGAACACUACCACACCACAAUUAGCCAUAGACGAGUUCGACAAGCCCAAGAAACUUAGUCUAAGUAAGCUGUUCAGAGAGGAUGAAGACGAUCGUCGCUCCAAAAAGUCCAGCUUCGCCGUAACUAACAAACAAUGGGAGGAAUUCGUCCACUGGGCGAAAAGUACCGGUUUCGAUUUGGUGUUUGCUUUAAACAGCGACGAGAAAACCAGCUCUGGCAUGUGGGACCCUAACACCGCGCUGAAGAUCCUAACAGUAGCUGAUCAGUCCAACAUCGGAGACAUUUUCUGGCAAUUGGGUUAUGAAUGUCACAAUCAAUCAAUCGAAGAAUACCUAAACGAUCUCGAGACACUCCGCGUGAUCAUCGAGACCUUUCCCUCGGGAAAGGCAGGCCGAUGGCAAGUAGUGGGGGGUGAUGUUACGCACUGCUUGCAGGCAGAUUCCAAGAGUGACUUUAAGGAUUACGUGACAUUAUCAAACGAUAUGCUGGAUGCUAUUUUGUUGAAUGGUAAUUCAUCAUCCCAAGAACUAGAGCGCAUGUCAGAUAAAGACCGGCUCAAGUUGCUCAAGUUGCUUAGCCGUAGCGACACGCCCCUCUGGCUGACCGAACACAGUCCAGUAUUAAGCGAAUUGGAAAGGGCAGUUGACUGGAUGACCAGCCUUGGAUACUCAGCGAGAAACGGAUUCUCAGUGCAUUACAGGGAAUUAAUGGAGAAGGAACUUUAUGAACCAACUUUGAGUUUCUACAUGGCCCUCCUGUACAAGAACCUGGUGGGCGAGCGCGUGCUGGGCGUGGACAUGUCGGCGUCGCAGGCGGCCGUGUUCGCGCACUGCACGGCACCGCGCCGCGCCCGCGCGCCCGGCGCGCUCACGCUCUUCGGCGCCAACCUCGCGCGCGAGCCCGCCCGGCUCUCCGUGCGCCUGUCCGCCCGGGAGGAGGGCGGUGACAUCAUGCAGUUCAUAUUGGGGCACGAUCACAGCGGGAAUAUAGUAGUAAAUAAUCGAGCUAUGUAUUACGAAGGAGACAUUCGCCCUGUGGUCAAACGUCUUCGCCCAUAUAAGACGCUACUCCUAAACCUCCCGCCAAAUUCUUUUGGCUUUUGGGUUCUAGCUAAUACAAAAGUGAAGGCAUGCUAUGAAAAAUAUAAAAUAAAUAAUAAGAAACCAUCUUCAGCUUUGACUGUUGAUACAAAAGACAACGAAGAGAGUAAUUUUAUCAGAACAAAGCGUUCAGAAGAUGAGUAUAAGAAAUAUUACAAUUCAUCGCAUACUCAUCGAGAUGAAUUGGAAGAAUUUAUUGAUGGAACUGAAGGUCAUGAACUUAGUAAAGAAAAUAAAGCUUUGCAAGAAAGCAUUGAUACUAUUAAUAGAGAUUUACGAAACGCACAGAAAAUAUUCCAAGCUAAUUUAAAUAAAAAUAGUAAUCCAGUGCGGGUUAGGCGUGAAACAUUCGAUGAUGGAGAACAAAUCAGAAAACCCAAAAGAUAUAAUAUCAAAACAAAAAAUACUUUAGGAGAUAAAUCUUUCAAGCACAAUAUCAUACAGAAAUUGACAAAGUUUUCAAAAGAUCACAUUGCAAGAAUAAAGAACAAAUCGAAGUCAUCGCUUAACAAUCUCAGACAUUAUAGAAGCAAAUCGAAAAGAAACCUAAAAGGGACAAAAUCGACACAGAAUAAUGCCAAUGAAAUCGAAUCGAAUAUUCCAAAAUCGGACUUAAAGUCUGGCCAAAAUAAAAUAAUAGUAAGAAAAAGAAGAAAUGCAAAAAAUAAAUUAUUAAAAAGGUACGAUGAUGACACAGCUGAGAACGAAAUAUCUUACGACAGUAAAGAAACUUCUAGAUUUAGUAAGAUCAUUCACAAACUUAAAAAGAUUAGCGAUUUGCCGUUAGAGAUACAAGAUAAAGAUGAUAAUGACGAUUACGAUUUACAUUCAGCCGAAGGAAUUGUUUUAAAGACUAAAGUAUCGGACGACAGUGCCACUAUAGAUAUAAGCGAUAAAUCUCACACUGGACUACUUAAAUCAACGCUUGACGAUAUAUUGUCGUUGCUAGUUGAUUUUAAUAAAAAUAUUAACAGAAUAUUUACAGCUUUUACGAUAUUGGAAUAAUUUAAGAUGUCGUAUAAACUAGAUGAAGGUGUACCUGUAUUUUUCAUUUCUAUGUUUGUAUAAUCAGCAAUUCCUUGCAACAGUUAUUGAAAUGGAUUGUGGAUAUUUUUAAGUGUAAAUUUUGUAAAUAAAGAUAAAUUAUACCUUUUUUAUUUAUAUACUAACCUUAG
Vanessa atalanta (red admiral) is the source of this 2559-nucleotide messenger RNA. Its product is annotated as heparanase. Gene Ontology annotation, cellular component: extracellular matrix. The record is from RefSeq and is a predicted model, not a curated record. The transcript is spliced from 7 exons. Lineage: Eukaryota; Metazoa; Arthropoda; Insecta; Lepidoptera; Nymphalidae. The coding region runs from base 11 to 2389 and encodes 792 amino acids.